AGCCCCUCCUUUCGAGCCUCCACUGGAGUUGUGAGCAAGUUACCCGCCUGCGGUGCUGCAACUUCCCUUCGCAGCCACUUUUUGACCGCCCAAACAUGGCUGCCACUCAGCAGCUGCCCAUGCAGUCGCGCACUGGUCGCGUGAACCAACGGUACGGUUCUCAGGGCGAACGACUAGUCGCAGGCGUUGUUCCGCUUUCCACCGACAAGUACUACGUGCUUCUCAUCCAGUCCACACGACGCGGCGGCUGGGUCCUCCCCAAGGGCGGCUGGGAGCUCGACGAAGCAACCGCUCAGGAUGCUGCUAAACGUGAGGCCUGGGAAGAGGCCGGCAUCAUCUGCAAAAUCAGCUACGACCUCGGUAUGAUUUCCGAGAAACGGAGAGCCGACCAGCUUACAGCCACCGCACCUAAAGCCUCAUAUCACUUCUUCGAGGCCGUCGUCGAGAAGCAGGAAGCACAAUGGCCGGAAAUGCACAAGCGGUCAAGACAGUGGUUCACAUAUACCCAGGCACGCGAGGCUUUGGCGCCAAGGCCUGAGCUGCUUGACGCACUCGACAGGUGUACCAUGCACCGGUAGAAGGUGCCAUGGUGUCUGCAGGCGCAGCAACGUACACUCUGCGCGCAGGCACCAGGUGUGGAGUUACGAAGCAUACCCUAUUCGGACCUUUGAGUCCUUUCUCGUCUUUUAAUACCACAC
Molecule: messenger RNA, 698 nt
Organism: Macroventuria anomochaeta
Lineage: Eukaryota; Fungi; Ascomycota; Dothideomycetes; Pleosporales; Didymellaceae
Exons: 2
Coding region: 96-578 (160 amino acids)
Biological process (GO): diadenosine pentaphosphate catabolic process; diadenosine hexaphosphate catabolic process; diphosphoinositol polyphosphate metabolic process
Cellular component (GO): nucleus; cytoplasm
Molecular function (GO): bis(5'-adenosyl)-pentaphosphatase activity; bis(5'-adenosyl)-hexaphosphatase activity; endopolyphosphatase activity
Source: RefSeq, a predicted model, not a curated record